Molecule: messenger RNA, 423 nt
Organism: Ceutorhynchus assimilis (cabbage seed weevil)
Lineage: Eukaryota; Metazoa; Arthropoda; Insecta; Coleoptera; Curculionidae
Source: the annotation of a GenBank genome assembly
AUGAACGCUCUAUCAGAUCAAUUAAUGAAGGUUAUCCGUCUGGGGCAGAAAAAGGAAGGAGAUGUGGAACAUAGACCACUUAAAGUAGUCUGUAACAAUUCCGAUAUCAUAAAAAAAGCCAUCCGUGUUAAGAAAAAGCUUGUUUCAACUGCCUACAAAAUUGCAUUUGAUUCGACAAAAAUGCAGCAAGCUGCCUACAAAGCAGCUAGAGGCGUUGGUGUUGUUGACGAAAAUACGCCUAUCUUUAUCAGUGAAGAUAUAUCCAAAGACACCUACACGCUUUUUAAAAAGGCAAAGGAACUUAAAAAUAUGGAUUAUAAGCAUGUAUGGCAUCGUGAUGGGAAAAUCUUGCCGAGGAAAAAUGAUAAUGAUAAACCAGUCCACAUAAUAAAUGAAGCUAUGUUGGAUGAACUUUUAGGUUAG